AUGCAACGAGCUCACACUUUUGGUCAUAGAGGGCGUGAUGCAACCUUAGCACGAUUCCGUCAACUCUACUGGGUAACCCAAGGAAGCAAACUCGCUCAAUCAAUCAAGAGUAAAUGUCAGAUGUGCAAGCUACGAGAAGCAAAGUUCCUCGAGCAGCAAAUGGGACAACUACCGGAAGCAAGAUUGAAACCAGCUCCAGCUUUCAACCACGUUAUGAUAGACCUUUUCGGACCCUACUCGGUUCGUGGAGAAGUACAGAAAAGAACAAGUGGUAAAGCGUACAGAGUAAUCUUCACAGAUCUAGUUAAGAGAGCAGUCCACAUCGAAGCUGUGUUCGGGUACGAUACCGAAUCAUUCCUAAUGGCCCUCAGCAGAUUCGUCAGUGUUCGUGGUUGGCCCGAAAUCAUAUAUAGUGAUCCCGGAUCACAACUAAUUGGUGCGGAAAGAGAACUCACGGAAACCUGGAAGAGCAUUGACCGACAAUCCCUACAUAAAAGUGGCACAGAGAAUGGAUUGACCUGGAUCUUCGCCCCGCUGAUAGUCCUUGGUACCAAGGAGCUGUAG
Paramuricea clavata is the source of this 564-nucleotide messenger RNA. NCBI's taxonomy places the organism in Eukaryota, Metazoa, Cnidaria, Anthozoa, Malacalcyonacea, Plexauridae. The record is from the annotation of a GenBank genome assembly.